Molecule: messenger RNA, 3051 nt
Organism: Eimeria mitis
Lineage: Eukaryota; Apicomplexa; Conoidasida; Eucoccidiorida; Eimeriidae
Exons: 8
Coding region: 1-3051 (1016 amino acids)
Biological process (GO): regulation of DNA-templated transcription
Molecular function (GO): DNA-binding transcription factor activity
Source: RefSeq, a predicted model, not a curated record
AUGCCGCCUAUCCCGUUCAGCAGCCCUGAGCAUUCUCCCGCAGCCAGCUCGAUUCUGUCUCCUCCGCUGACCAGCCAGCACUCAACGGAAAAUGUCUUAUCAUCGACUGUCGUUCCGUGGUUACAGUGCCCAGUUGUUCCCUCAAGACACAGUGAGGGGCAGAUACAAAAGCACGGUUCUGAACAUGACGCCAACAGCAAAGCUUCAGUCUUUCCGCAUGCCUCAUCUACAAACAGCCCGCCAUACCCAGGGCAGCGGCUUGUUCUGCCCGCCAUAGCUGAACCCUCCGCAGAAGACUGCACCAGCGACUCAUCUGUCUCCACUUCGCGAGAAGGCACAGACUCUGCGCCCAGCAGGUGGCUUAAAAAUGUUUCCAUUGAAGUUGCACAGGAUGUGCGGGUAGAGAAAGAGUUGUAUGCUCCAACGAAAGAUCAGAAACUAUCAGUUAAACGAAUGGUAGUGAGACAAGUUGAGGACUAUCCCACGAAAGACAAUACAAGCUCUUUAUUUUGCCCUUGCCAGAGCUCCAAUGUAGCACAAGGCACAGCCGCUUCAUGGACCUCUUCCUACGAAAAGACAAUAUCUGGUGGACUGCAUAGUCAGUGGAAUGUUACAGAGUCAUCUAAAAACGACAUGAGCUGCCAUUCAUUUGGAGGCUCACCAGCACUCUGUGAAGGCCCUGAAACUUUUGCCGCUAGUGCCACACUGGCGAAGGGAGGAAUCGGUGUACGGUCUGGGAAUGCUAUGUCGUCUUUGGAGCACCUAGACGAUGCUGAUGAUGGUCGGGCUUGGCUGGAUCAUCUAGAAAAGCUUCGCGGGGGUGCUCCCAAGGAAGAGUAUAAAAGGGAGAGGUCACGGGUAGUAGAUGCUCUCAUUCGAAGAGCCGCUACGUACCCAAAAGUUUCCGGCAUAUAUUUUGACAAGCAUCAGUUACGUUGGUCUGUGGGAUGGGCCCACAAUGGCCGCAGAGCGGCAAAGUACUUCCCAGUUAAACUUUUCGGAAUGCGCGAGGGGUAUGACAUGGCAGUAAGCUUCAAAUCCACCAAAACAGUGCUUCUGGAGCCAUCGACGCCACUUCUGACGAAUCCUGUUCAAGGUGCAGAGGGUCCAACCAGCUCUGUGAGGCACACCGAUGGCAACUCCAAUAAAGCAUCACUAGCAGUGGUUACAGCCUCUCGUGCGGAGAAGCCUUUGUCUUCCUACACAACCGAUGCGCCGGUCACUUUGUCCCUUCAGCCGCAGCCGGCAAUUGCGGGCCCCAGCCUGUGCAACCGCACGUGGCAAGAAAGAUUACGAAUUUGCUCACCAUGCUUUUCAGAGAUGCCUCUCACUACACCGUGUCUUAUGGUCACAGCGAACAGCCAAACAUCCUCGGAUAGAAAAAAUGUAGACGUCUCAGGCACCGCCACUACUAGAACUGGCGUCCAAGUUCCCGGCCAUAACUCUGAAUUAGUGACGCCACCAAUGCAAAGAAUUUCCGUUUCUGGUGGCAGUGAUAAGGGAGAAAAGCUGAGUCAAACGGCUGAUGAUCAUGCUUCAGCUCCCAGCUCUCCUGGCGGGACUACUCAUGGCGAGCUGCAUAGCCUACCUGGCUUCCGGCCGCAGCAGUCACAGUGGCCAUUCACUUCAGUCCUUGAGUUAGACCAACUUAAAGUCCCUUCUCCCUGCACAGCAGUCAACAGAAAAACGGAACCCCAAGCAGUAGUGGAAGGCCGCCUAAUUGCUUCAGGCGCCUGCUACUUGAAUAGGACGCAGGAGCCCACACCACAGCGGGGAGCACCAGGCUUGUCUGGUCUGCACUCGCGCGAACUCAAUGGGCUAGGCCCUACUCAAGAUGAUGCCAAACCUGGUGACCUUCCAUCAGCAGUGAAAAUGCUUCGACCACCUUGCAAUCCUCUUCAAGAUGCUAGCCCUUCUCAUACGGCAGAAGUGGGCAACCUACCUGCUACGGGAGCCCGUAGAGGGUCACUUUCCUGUCAUCAAAACGUUUUGAAGGCAAAUAUUCAAGAAAAGGAGCUUCUAAUGGGUACAACUCUGAGAUACGAUCGCCUACGGUUGCAACACUUUCAGCAAAUUCACCACACGCCAGGCAUCCACUUUGACAAGCACUCUCUCAGAUGGAAGGCGACGUGGUACGACAUAUCGGGGCACAGAAAAGCCAAGUAUUUCCCCAUAGCAAUUGGAUCGACGGCAGAUGCUUCAGCCAACCGGCACCUCGCCGCGCUAAGCUCACUUACAGACGGCGGAUAUGAUGAAGAAAGAGACAGGCGGCUGUCAAAAGCGCCUUCCCGAGUGCUCAUACGUCACGCUUCCAGACUUGCGCGCGUGCCCGGCAUCUGGUUCGACAAGAAGCAACUGCGAUGGGCCUGCACAUUUACAGAUGUCCAGUCUGGAAAGCGUCGAGCAGAGUAUUUUCCAAUCCGUCACUUUGGAUUUCUGGGGGCUCGCCUACUGGCCGUAAAUGCUCGUAAAAAAAUGGAAAAAUUUCGUUCGCAAGCGAAUGUUAAUGCUCAAGCAAAUGAAAAGUUUAAAAAGGAAAGCAUCAAACAUAAUGACGUAUCCGGUGUUGGUGAAGACACCAUGGGAGAGGUGGACAGCUUUGAAAGUCAAAUAGCAAAAGAAGCAGGUGUACAGGAUCUGUGGAAUAAAUAUGUACUUGAGACACUUCAGCGCAAAGACGUUUCAAAGGGUCGCCAUGCUUCCACAACCGACAGUACCUUUUUCACUCUUGCUGCUGGAUCGCUACGAUUUGUUGACGACAUAAAUGACAGCGGGGCCGGCUGGGCUGACGAAUAUUGCCAGGCAACUGAAAGCAGUCACCCCUCAGCGGAACCGAAGAGCGAAGUUCUAUCUAGCCAGGAAGAAAAUGUCCGCAACCGAUUAAAAUCAGGUUUAUUCUGUUGGACAGAGGAGGCCUGCUUAAAACACAUUCGGAAACCAUUCUUUCUCUCGGAAGAGAGGCUAUCCGCUUCCUUCUCUGCGACUUGCGCUCACACUGUCUUAGUGGUCUUGCUUCUGGUUUGUCGCCAAGAGAAUCCAUUUUCCACAUGA